This is a messenger RNA of Haemonchus placei, 465 nucleotides long. NCBI's taxonomy places the organism in Eukaryota, Metazoa, Nematoda, Chromadorea, Rhabditida, Trichostrongylidae. The record is from the annotation of a GenBank genome assembly.
AUGGCACCAACAUCUUCCCAAGAAGUGGCUGGCAGUGCUGGCUUAUCAUCUUAUAAGACAUUGUACGGCUGUUACGAAAAUCUUGUAGGAGGUCAUCUUUCUGAUGCACUGCAAGAUGUUUCUGGAGGAGUGGCUGAAACCAUAAGCGGAACAUCGGAAGCUUCUCAGAUCCUAUUCAAUAACUUGAAGGAAGCUUUCGACAAUGAGGCGCUAAUCGUUGCUGCAAUAGCGGCGAGAUCCAAGGGAGAUAUCGAAGAGGCGUUAGAGUGCGGCUUGGUCAAGGGACAUGCCUAUGCCGUCACAGCAGUAAGAUAUGUGGAACUGGAUGCCAAAACGGACGUUUUUAGCUCUAUGUUGGGAUAUCAUGGGCGGGUACGGAUGAUUCGACUUCAAAAUCCUUGGGGGGAGAAGGAGUGGAAUGGACCUUGGAGCGAUGGAAGCAUGGAAUGGGAGCAGGUUCGUUAA